Molecule: messenger RNA, 3042 nt
Organism: Camelina sativa (false flax)
Lineage: Eukaryota; Viridiplantae; Streptophyta; Magnoliopsida; Brassicales; Brassicaceae
Source: RefSeq, a predicted model, not a curated record
AUUUUAUCUGAUUGAUUCGUUUAGGCCACGUCUCUCCCCUGAGUGCAGGGCACGAGUCGUCGUCUCUCCAUCGAUCUCUCAUCUCCUUCUUUUCUUCGAAACUUCGUUUUUUUAUUCGAGUUCGUGUUUUUUUUUCCCUUUCUCAGACCCAAAAAUUAGGGUUCAGUUUUAUAGCAACAAGGCUCCGUCAUUGCAUAUAGUCGAAAAGGUGGUUUUAGCUAUAUGGAUACUUGCAACUGCAACUACGAAUACUCUUCAGAGCUGAUGUUUUGAAACCCUUUUGGUACUAGUUCAUGCGUUCCACGUAUGUACAGCAGCAGCAUAAGAAAGGAAUGGGAGAGAAUCGUCAGAUUAGAUCACGUUCUUGGAAUAGAAUGCCAACUAAAAGAUGCAGGGCAAAUGGGAUUAGGGAGGAGUUUAUUGUUGUUGAUGAUGAUGAGGUUAUCAUUUUUGAUUUUCCCGAGUCAUCUAAAAGCAAUGCUUCUGGCACUUCAAGAACUGGGAAUAAGUCUAUUUUGCAGAGAGUGAUUAAUAUUUACGAUGAUGAUGAUGAUGAUGAUGAGGAGGUGGAUGAAACAGAAAAUGUUCAUAAAGCUGGGAGUAGUUCAAGUGGUAACCCUCCUGCGGGUAACUUGCAAACAUCUGCGGAAGUGGAUAAUGAUGAUUGCCAAUUCUUUCAAGAAAAAUAUGCUAGUUUUAGAUUUACAAAAUGCAACCAGCCUGGAAUUCGAUUUGGUUUAGGUUCUGAUACUGACAGUGACUUUUCUGAUUGUGAGAUUUUAGAAGGGUCUCGUAGAGAGGUCCGUGAGCAGUGGGAACAUGCAGCUUUCUUGAAAAAAAUGAAGAAACCUGGUAAAGCUGGCUUGAGUGAGGAGGCUGGUCCUUCAAAUCUCCACUGUGACACUAAUUUCAGGCCUGAUCUUGAAAAGAGAACUGAACAACAUGAUCAAACAUCUUUCUUCUCUGCUGCCAAAAAUCCAGAUGGUGGAAAAACUGGUUUGAGUGAGGAGGCUGGUCCUUCAAAUCUCCACUUUGACACUAGAAAUCCAGAUGGUGGUAAAGAAACCUCUUUUACUUUCUUUGGAACCGAUGGUAGAAUUCCUGAUAUGGCGGCUUGCUUUGGCUCGGUGGAGAAAGACUACUGUGCUACUUCUAGUUUUUUCAAUAAAGAGGAGUUUCAGGGACCAUCCCCACUGUCACCCGAAAUACGAGUUGAACAUGAAAGGUUUGAUACACCAUCAAGUCAUUUUACUUCGUCAAAUGAACCGAUAGAUCAAACUAGUUUCAAAAAAGUUGUAGAACAACCAAACAAAGUUCAAGUUCAAUGUGGAACUUCACAAUCUCCCGAAGAGAAUCCAAAGAAAAACACCACAUAUCAACCUUAUACCAAGGAAGUUGAAGAAGAAGAAGACGCCUUAAAAUUUUCUCCGCCACAGACUUCUGCUGGGGAUGGAGUUACAACGCAAAGUAAUGAAGCCAGGGGUGAGCACGGGAUCUCAAGUUUAGAUCAAUCAAGAGGACCGAUCACUGAUCCUAUUCCAUUUACAAGUGGACAAGUGCAAAGUAGUGACGGUACAGCUCCUGUAAUCGAUGUCAUGCUUAACAGAGAAAUGUUAAAUUUCUAUGUCUGCUGAUAUGGGUUAUGAGCAACUCAUAUCUAAUGUGCGUGCCGAGUUUGAGCUUGGUGGUUUAAACAUUAAGCCAAAAUUAAGCUAUUGGCUUCCAUCCCAGCUGUCUCUGUUCUCGGUUAACACAAGACCACCGGUCAUCAUAACAAACAAUAUGAGUUUGAAUAAUUUCGUAAGUGUUAUGAAAACUGUUGUGCAUCUAAACCUAUUGCUUUCUCUUGAGACUGAAACUGCUACUGACGGUGCGACAGGAAUGAGGAGAGACUUCUCUGUUGCAGAGAAAGAGAAUAUAAAUGCUGACGCUGGCUACGCAUAUGCCCCUCCUAGGUUGGCGACAAAUGAGAGAGUAACACCUCAUUGUGGUACUCUUUCUCUGCCGGAAAAAAGAAGGCAAGGCUCUGCUGUGGAGAAAGCGAAAGAUGUUGGUGAAGAGGUUAAUGCCCCAGGUUCAGGAUUCAUGCGAGCGAGCAGGAAAGGAGGAAGGAAUAAUAUUGAACCCAACAUGAACACUCUGCUUAGGAGAGAACUAUUUCCAGACAAUGAUGUUAACUGUGUGGAUGAAACUAUCAGAAUAUGUAGUGCUCCAGAUUCAACUCCUACAAAUAGUCAUGCUGACUAUGAUUUUCCAGACCCGAUAACACCAAAUGUUAACAAGCUAAUGUUACGCUAUCAAAAGGAUUCUGUGGGGUUGCCAGUGAAGGGCGUUUCAAAAUAGACUUUUCAAGUUGGUUCAGGCAAGAAGAUGUACUAUGUCGAUCUCGCAAAUAAGAUUUGCACCUGCCAACAUUUUCAGAAACUCAAAAUACCAUGUUGUCACGCGUUGGAUGCAACAAGAACACACGGUGUUAACGUUCCUUCGCUUGUGGGAUCACAAUACACGUUCCUGUUUUUGCUGACUCAUACGAGAAGUUCAUCUACCCUGUUCCUAACCAAUCUGACGAGGAAGUGCCUACUGAGCUUCAGGAAACAGAAGUCCUUGCACCCGAGAAUCCCAAUGGCCCAGGCCGCAGACGCAAAAGAAGGAUCCCUUCAACUGGAGAGUUUCCGGUCCCAGCUGCGAAGAAGAGAAAAGAGGACCUAACAGGUGUUCAAUUUGCCUCGAAACAGGUUCAAGUGGCAUACUACGCAAUCGUUGACUUUGAAGUGUUAACAAAGUUUCUUAUGCACAGUAACUAAGUUUUUUGGGAUUAACAAAUUUCUCACGAUGUUAUUAUUAUUUUGGAAAAUCGGUAAUUUCAUACCCCAGCUAAGGGGGUAUGUUCGAUUCCUACACCAUGUUUAACAUUGUGCAAAUCCAUACAUUAAGUUCAAUAAAAUUCAAAUUCACUGCCCCAACUCGUUAAAAGGUGUUAUUACAUACAUCAGCCGUAACAGUGUUAAGAUACCGUCAAUGGCUGCUUACGUGGACACCUGA